Ixodes scapularis (black-legged tick) is the source of this 1124-nucleotide messenger RNA. Its product is annotated as putative zinc finger protein 56. The record is from RefSeq and is a predicted model, not a curated record. Gene Ontology annotation, molecular function: RNA polymerase II cis-regulatory region sequence-specific DNA binding; DNA-binding transcription factor activity, RNA polymerase II-specific. Gene Ontology annotation, cellular component: nucleus. Bases 17 to 613 code for a protein of 198 amino acids. The transcript has a single exon. Gene Ontology annotation, biological process: regulation of transcription by RNA polymerase II. NCBI's taxonomy places the organism in Eukaryota, Metazoa, Arthropoda, Arachnida, Ixodida, Ixodidae.
UUGCCAAGCUUGUCUAAUGUUUUCGCCUUGGCGUUGGACUUUCGUUGUCUUUGACUUUCCUUGUCUUGCUUCUCUCACCUCAACAGUGCCGGCCGAUGCGGCCUUUUGGGACGAUGGAGACAGCGAGAGCGACUCCCCUUCCCCAAGAAGCGAACUGGUCGAGUCACAACCUACGACGCGGCCACGAUAUGAGGGCGUGUAUCACUGCGAGUUCUGUCCUUACUCCAAUGAAAUUCUACAUAAUGUCACCAGGCACGAAAGGAGACACACAGGCGAGAAGCCUUUCCACUGCUCUAUCUGCAAGAAAGCGUUCGCUUUUAGCAGUGACUUGCGGAUUCACGUGAGAACUCAUACGGGGGAGAAACCAUUUUGUUGUGAGGUUUGCCAGAAGGCGUUUGUAAAAAAAAGUCACCUGGUGCUUCACAAAAGAGUCCAUACGGGCGAGAAACCAUACCAGUGUGGCACCUGUGAGAAAGAAUUUUCUCACAAAUCCAACUUGUUGUGUCACGAGAGAACCCACAGUGGGGAGCGGCCUUACAAGUGUGAAGUCUGUGGGAAAAUGUUUAAACAGGGUCACCAUUUAAGUAGGCAUCGGAAAAAAAUGCAUGAAUGAGGGAUCUGCAUCAUGCAAUAUCUGGAAGUAUUGAAGAUUUCUUUCAUGUUUCAGUGUGCACAUCACUGCCUGUCUCUUCUCUGUUUAAAUGAAGUGGAGAAAUAGAGGCACAUUUAUCAGCUCUCAACAUUAUCAUUUGCAAUUAGGCAACAGCUGCAGUACUGCUGGGCAGCAUUUAUUGUUUAAUACAGUUUAGCAGCUUUUAACUUUGUGAUAAUUUUUGUUUUAUGACACAUAGAGCUACUCUAAUUGUUGAUUUUGAGUAGAUGAGGAGCAUUGGGGUUAAUCAAGACACCUUGAAUCCUAUAUAUAAAUUUUUGUGACAACAUUUUGAAAACUCAUUCUUCUAAAGUUGUCUGGAUAUCCAUGCAUUGAAUUUGUUAAUCUAGUUCUUCCACUUUGCUCCAAGUUAAAUUAUGUUCCUGAGGCCGUAAAAAAAAAAUGUCCGUUACUGUCCUCCUCCGUUCUUUGUAGAUUCAGUGAAUCACAAAUAAACUACUUUCCACAACAA